Tilletiaria anomala UBC 951 is the source of this 1807-nucleotide messenger RNA. RefSeq lists its product as uncharacterized. Bases 186 to 1730 code for a protein of 514 amino acids. The transcript has 5 exons. Gene Ontology annotation, biological process: amino acid transmembrane export from vacuole. NCBI's taxonomy places the organism in Eukaryota, Fungi, Basidiomycota, Exobasidiomycetes, Georgefischeriales, Tilletiariaceae. The record is from RefSeq and is a predicted model, not a curated record.
AUUGAUUUCCCUAACUCAUCACAAGCUCCACAUAAGCUCCACAUGAGCUCCACCUAAGCUCCACACCAGAACAGACUUCAGGACUGGCAUCCGGGAUGAUCAGAAUCCCGUCACUGCCGAUGUCGUGGGCACGCUUCUGUCCAUGGAAGUGGCCAAGAAGUAACGAUCUCCCCCUCGAGCAACGUAUGCGUCGCUACCAGCUGGCGUAUGGAGCAUCCAGUUUCGCGACGGGACCCGCCUUUGGAGGCUACGCUUCUUAUGUUAGCUUUCAAAUACAAAACAUUGGCUACCUCAUCGGGCACGAGCCCGGUAACGCUCCCGGUAGCGGCUGCGAUUUUUUUGCCACUACCUGUCUUGUGCCGAUGGCCGGCGCGGGCGACAUCAACCUCACUUCUUUCAUCCUUUACCUCAACGCAAUCUCCUAUGCCGUUUCUGGGGCUUUGGUUUUUAUUGUUGCUGGCAUCGGUGAUUACACAGAUUACAAGCGGGAGCAGUACAUCUUCUUCAUCAUCGUCUACGGCGCGCUCUGCCUUCCAAUCACGGCCCUCACCGGCUACUCAACGAGCAUCUAUAACACCUUAGCUGGCCUCUACGUUGUCUUCAACAUCAUCGGCUUCCUUGUCCAGGUAUGGGGCAAUAUCUUCAUCCCUUACUGCAUGCGUGAGAUGCACGAAGAAGCGUCCGAGAGCAAGAAUGUUGAAGUUGAGGCGAGCACCGAAGGGAAUCUGGUCGUUGCAGAGCAGAUGCACGCUACAGUUAGCACACGCAUGGAUCGCGAGAUCCGAGGCGUGCGCAUGAGUAUCUGGGGUAGCAACUCUCUCAACCUGAGUAUCCUAAUAUUCUAUGUGGUCGUCAUAUGCCUCAUCGUCGCUUCCGCUACGACUGCGGCGGGCCUCACCAUGACAACUGUGGCUGGUGCAGUCUGCCUUUUUUUGGCGCUUGUUGCCUGGCCGUUCCUUCCAAGCCCAUCCGGACGGCCACUUCCUGAAGGAAAGUCUUGGUUCAUGCUUCCUUUCACGACGUUUGCACAGAUGUUUCAGGCUGUCUAUCGCUACCCGGACGCCUUCCGCUUCCUUUUAGCUUACACCAUCUAUAACGACACUCUUUUCGCCUUUGGCACUGUGACCGGCACGCUUUUCAACCUCACCUUCCGACCCAGCCUGCUGGAGUUCACUGGCUACUCGAUGGUUGGGCCUGGCGUAUCUAUCAUUGUUGGCACUGCUUGGCGCUACAUCUUCCCUCGCACCUCCCUAACUCUACGCCAUUGGGCGAUCAUCAGCUACUCCAUCGUCGCAUUCAUUGCCUUUUGGGCAAUCCUCGGCAUGUCACCCCACAUUGCAAUUGGUUUCAAGCAACGCUGGGAGUUCUACCUGAUGGCGGUCCUGCAGAACGCUGCCGGCGCUAUCGUUUCGCCUCUCUUCCGCGUCCUCUUCUCUGAACUCUUUCCCAAAGGAUCCGAAAUUCGAUUCUUUGGUUUCCAGCUCGUUCUCUCGUGCUCUACGACCUGGAUUCCUCAGGUCAUCAACGGUCCUAUCGUCAACGCAACCAAUAAUAUCCGACUUCCGGCAGCGGUGUGUUUGCCCGCCUUCCUGAUCUGCAUUGCCCUCGCAUGGUGGACCGACGAUGUGCGGGGCGCUGCCCUGGUGGAGAGUGAACGUCACCAAGAUGAGGAGCAGCGGGCAAGGGGUCCUGAACCUCUGCUCACGCGAGGGCCAAAGCUAAAAAAUUGAUCAGAGAAUCUGGCCUAUCAUCUCGAAUGUACUUUGCUCUCCUAAUCAUGUUCCUCUCCACUCCCUUUAAUCAUGUU